Molecule: messenger RNA, 825 nt
Organism: Eruca vesicaria subsp. sativa (arugula)
Lineage: Eukaryota; Viridiplantae; Streptophyta; Magnoliopsida; Brassicales; Brassicaceae
Source: the annotation of a GenBank genome assembly
AUGCAGAAACACAAAUGCAAACUCUGUUCCAAGAGUUUCUGUAAUGGCAGAGCACUUGGUGGUCACAUGAAGUCACACGUGGCCUCAUCACACACUCCAACUCGUAAGAAACUCGGUGACUCCUCUUCUUCUUCCUCCUCAGACGGUAAAACUCUGGUCUACGGGUUGCGAGAGAACCCGAGGAAGAGCAACCGGGCCUUUAACCCGGAUCCUGAGUUGUACAACUGCGAGACCGAACCUGAGUCUGUAGACCUGGUUCGGAAACGGGGAAGAGCAGAGGUUUCCAAGAAGAAGAAGAAGAGGAGUAAGAAGAGAGUGUUUGAGUCGGGAAAGAAGCAGAAGACGAGUCAUGUUAACUCGAGCGAGUCUCAAGAACCGGCGAGUUCUGUCUCUGACGGUUCUCCGGAACAGGAUUUAGCCAUGUGGUUGAUGAUGCUCUCGAGAGAUACAAGAGAGGUUGAACUGAAGAAACCGGUUCUUGCAGCGGAAGAGAUGAAGCAGGAGAAGAUACAUUUCCCCGAGCUCCGCCGCUGUGUCAUAGAUCUGAAUCUUCCUCCGCCGCAAGAAAGUGAUACUGUCACCGUAGUUUCAGCGAUAUAGAAACAGUUUGCGGUCUCAGAGAUUGAUUGGAUAUCAAAGCAUCUUCUUGAUUUUGGUUUUCUUCAAGAUCGUUUAUUCUUUAAAUUAGAAAAACGUUUAGCGGUUUGGAAUCUUCGGACGAUCUUUAUCAAGCAAUGUACUUUUGAUGUAAGACAACAGACAACCCAAGAAACAGAACUUAAUUUCUUCUUCCAAGUUAUGGAUGCUGAUAAAUAAAUUGUUGAA